AUGCCUCAGGAUAUGCCGCCUGCGGGGGGUUACCAGGCUGUGCAGUACAAGCGCAACCUGCCCGCCCGUGGAUUCCGCCCCGGCACAAUGUUGCUCGGUAUGGGACUGGUGAUGGGAUACGGAUGGUACCACUUGACCAAGGGUAUCCGAGAAUCCAACGAGCUGGCGAGAGAGAAGAUGUGGGCGCGUAUUCACAUUAUUCCCCUCCUCCAGGCCGAGGAGGACCGCGACCAGGUCCGUAGGUGGUACGCCGACCAGGCGAGAGAGAAGGAGCUGUUGGGCGAGAACACCAAGGUCUACCACAACGAGAGAUUCGUUCGUCCUACCUUUGCUCUUGCGCCGCAGAGCAAGAACUAG
Colletotrichum godetiae is the source of this 357-nucleotide messenger RNA. RefSeq names its product GRIM-19 protein. The record is from RefSeq and is a predicted model, not a curated record. The transcript is spliced from 4 exons. The coding region runs from base 1 to 357 and encodes 118 amino acids. Lineage: Eukaryota; Fungi; Ascomycota; Sordariomycetes; Glomerellales; Glomerellaceae.